Mercenaria mercenaria is the source of this 663-nucleotide messenger RNA. RefSeq lists its product as uncharacterized. The record is from RefSeq and is a predicted model, not a curated record. Bases 64 to 663 code for a protein of 199 amino acids. NCBI's taxonomy places the organism in Eukaryota, Metazoa, Mollusca, Bivalvia, Venerida, Veneridae. The transcript is spliced from 2 exons.
CACAUAUGAACAUAAAAGCAGUGUGUUACUAAUUAUCAUAUUACGUACUAAGUAAUAGUUAAAAUGAACGCAACAACGUUGAUCAUUUGUAUUUUAUACAUUUUUAACAUAAAUGUGUUGGUUUCACCCUCGCAGGAACUUUUGUUCGAACCUAGAAAUGGGGUAAAGUUUAGCGUGAGAACUGAAGUUCCCGUGCUGAAGGUCAACUACACUGUUUAUAAGACAGCUUUGACAAGUCUGGUCGACGAUUGGUUGAAAGGAAAAAUAGACACGGGGCAGCCAACAGAACAAUGGGAGAGGAACUACAUUGCAAGAGUUAACCGUAUAGUUAAUGGCGAAGUAAAUAACUGUUCAAAGGAAGUCAGUGAUACGAGUGGAGAUAAAAGCAUGGGCCUGUUUUGUUCAGAUGAAAAUUUAGAUAAGAAAACAAGAGAUGUUUACUAUGAAAUGAUUAAAAUAAAAGUUCCAGGGCAUUUAAAUGUGGUAACUUCCCACCGGCGGUGGAUACGGCUUACAUAUAAGUUUCUAAAUUUAAUAGGCGUCAAAUUUUCUGACAAAAUGACUGACCUUGUUAGAAGACAUGACUUGAGCAAGUAUACACAUCGAGAAGUUCGGGGAUACGCUAUAAUGUUUGGAGAUGGCGCCCUUGGUUAUAGAAAUUAA